This is a messenger RNA of Zea mays, 619 nucleotides long. RefSeq lists its product as uncharacterized. Bases 91 to 426 code for a protein of 111 amino acids. The record is from RefSeq and is marked validated. Lineage: Eukaryota; Viridiplantae; Streptophyta; Magnoliopsida; Poales; Poaceae. The transcript has a single exon.
GCAAACACAAACACAUUCGUCUCUCACUAGCUAGGUAGCACAAGUGUAACUAGCUAGCUAGUAGUCGUCUCUGUCUCUUUGAGAGUUCUCAUGGCUAAUUCCUCACACAAAACAGGUGUGUUCGUGCUUCUCUUGUUGACAGCGUCAUCGUCCAUGCUACAGGCUACUAGGGUGGCGGCGCCGCCUACUGACCGCCGGCAUGCACAAGCUGCACAUCAUCAAGCGCACGUCAAAGAGACCUUACCGAGCCCCGCAGCUUCCCAAGAAUCGACGACAAGAGAUAUGGCACCGCCUUCCAGCGAUGCUGAGACGACUACCGCCGUCGCCAAGCGUUGGGGGACGACGACGACGACGUCGACGCAGGUGCCGGACGGGUCGGUGCCGAGCCCAGGCAUAGGCCAUCAGCAAAUACUACUGCAGCAAUAAACUGCGCGAACAAAUGUCUAUACAUACAUAUAGAUAUAUACAAAAUAAAGCUAGGUAUACCUUGGACCUAGCUAGCUAUAAAUAUUAUAUUGCUGGAGUUAUACGUAUAUAUCGAUCGUCACUACUAUAUGCAUAUGUACGGUAAUCUGUCAUAUACGAAAUGGCAUUUCCUAACAUGAUUCCCAUAUAUCUA